GUGAAAAGGUAUCGGAAUCCUUUUUUCAACGAACUUCACCGAUAAACCCAUUGCCUUCGAUUGUAACACUGUGCGCAAUUUAGGUACCGAAGCUAAUCGCAGCAAUUUGAUAUGAAGGUAAUAAAAAGCGUCAUGAUGAGAAAAGUUGUCGUUGCCGCUCUCGCGGGAGCUUACAUGGCCUUUAUUAUAGUAGCAGAUAAUUGUCCAUCAUCAUCAUCAUCGAUUUUUAUCUGCCCCGAUAAUUGCUCCGAGUUUAUACGAUGCCAAGGGAGUACGCCUAUUAGAAUGGCAUGUCCUGCACAUCUCCAGUACGAUCCGAACAUCCAAAAAUGCAAUUAUCCAGACAAAAUACAAAUUCCUAAAAAUUAUUGCGAAGAUCCAACUAAUAUUUACGAAAAACCUCAUUACUGCGACUGCACUAAAUACGUGUACUGCGUGUACGGUAAAGGUGCAGUAGUAAACUGUCCAUCACCGAAAAAAUUCUCAAGCACCUUCGCCGCUUUCAAUAACAUAUGCAAUUGUACUAACUAACACCACAUUGAAAAUAAAGCAACCGAAAUCUCUAA
Phyllotreta striolata is the source of this 566-nucleotide messenger RNA. The record is from the annotation of a GenBank genome assembly. NCBI's taxonomy places the organism in Eukaryota, Metazoa, Arthropoda, Insecta, Coleoptera, Chrysomelidae.